Messenger RNA from Polistes dominula (European paper wasp), 1032 nucleotides. RefSeq lists its product as uncharacterized. The record is from RefSeq and is a predicted model, not a curated record. NCBI's taxonomy places the organism in Eukaryota, Metazoa, Arthropoda, Insecta, Hymenoptera, Vespidae.
AAUCUUCUUAUUAAUGUUAAUAUAUCCUAACAGGAAGAUUUUAUCGAGACCAUCCUAGACUUAUUUUUCCUUUCCCUUGAUCAUACGUGGCUUUUCAUCCAUAUAUCGAUUGUUGUGUGAUAGGGGUCAGUAGUGGAAAGCCCUGUUCAAGUCGGCAGAGUCCGACACAUCGUAGUUUCUUUUACUUCAACAGUCGUAAUCUGGCAUUACUUAUAAUAGAAGAUAGAAGAGAAAAAAAAAAAAAGAAGAAAAAGAAGAUACGUAGGGGAUACUGAUAUUUAGAUUAGAACUCGUUGUUCUACUUUAGAACAUGUAUAUUUUUUAAUAGGAUUUUAUUUUUCGUUAUCAUCGUCAUCCAUGAAGCAUCAACAAAUCACGGUGGACCUUUCGAAUAUGGUUUUCACCGCUUUUUCCUACUUGGCAUUAGCUGGAGCAGUCUGGAUUUUUUUGAGACUUCUUCAAGCCUGCUUUUGGCUUCCAAGACAUUUGAAAAAACAAAACGACGUUCAACAAAUGUUACAGGAUAAGGUUGAUGAUUAUGAGAGAUAUAUACUCGAGUGUGAAGAGAAGGAGAAGUCAAUGUUAUUGGAAGGAGAAAGUACGGAUGAACAAAACGCCGAAAUUACGAAGAAAUGGAAAGAAAGAAGAGAAUGUUUCGAAAUGAUGAAGCGAGAAUUGAAAAAGGUGCGUGACGGCGGUGAGAUUAAUGAUUGGGAUUAUCUUUUGGAAGAGGAACAGAAGCUGGAGGAAGAGGAUGAAGAGGAGGUAGUUAAAAAAAAAGAAAAAGAAAGUGAGAAUGAAGAAGACGUGAAGAUAACUGAGAUUCCUGAAGAAAAGUUGUUAUCUAAAAGAGAAAAGAAACAUUUUGACAAUAAAAAAUCUUCGGACAAAUUCGAUGGAUCACCGAAAAAAUCCGAAAAUGUGGAUCUAUUAUCGAUUGAUAAAGAAGAACAGGAAGAAAAGGACGAUGAGGAAACCAAAAAAGACAAAUAAAUAAUAUUCCCAUUUCGUUUUAUUUAUUGAACUUGAAAU